This is a messenger RNA of Dioszegia hungarica, 1992 nucleotides long. RefSeq names its product putative Bud site selection-related protein. Gene Ontology annotation, biological process: Golgi to plasma membrane transport. Bases 1 to 1992 code for a protein of 663 amino acids. Lineage: Eukaryota; Fungi; Basidiomycota; Tremellomycetes; Tremellales; Bulleribasidiaceae. Gene Ontology annotation, cellular component: exomer complex. Gene Ontology annotation, molecular function: protein binding. The record is from RefSeq and is a predicted model, not a curated record. The transcript is spliced from 10 exons.
AUGUCGGAACUGUUCAGGGAUAUCCCAGAGUUCAUAGAGACAUCCAUUGGCGAAUCUGUAGCGGCGAGAACGGAAACGCUAGCCUCAUUUCGCGAGCUGGGUCCACCCGACUUGUGCCAAGUGGUCAAGUCUACUGGCACCAAGGGAGCUCUGAAAUCUCUUGGAUCCUAUCACUAUUGCUCUGGCGUCGAAGCCUCAUCCUCCGCGUCCUUGGCAGCUUAUCUAAACUCGCUACAGUUCUCAGUGGAGGAGUCGCAAGCGUGGUUUGGAAAAGGCGCAGGAUGGCACGUUAGCAGCGGCGUGUACUGCUGCUUCAACGCAUUCUCUCGGGUGGAUGUACGGGUAGACGUCAAGAUUCCGGGAGGCGUGGAUGCUUAUAUAGUGGAUCUUCGCGGUGAGAGGCAUCCGGCCACUCCCGAAAUAUGGCAAGAGACGUAUCUCUCGGCGAUACUGCGCGCAAUCUGCUAUGCCGACGAUGCCUCGUACCGUCUCGCCGGAUUCCGCAAGCUCGACCCCAUCACCUCGCUCGCCUCUGAGACGCGGUUCCUCCAAGCAGCCGAGGCUUUGUUUGACAAGGGCUGGCAGCUGGGAUCUGAUCCAGAGAUCCAGGUGGCUACGUCUGUCACAAAUCACCUUACCGCGGCGGUCAUGAAGUACUUUACCGACAACUUUCGGUUGCACCGAGCGACCGCGCUGUUUGAGCGUCUAGCGGAGAAGGACCCAGAGAUUGUCUCUUUGCUGGCAAAGAGCUAUAUGGGGAUGAAUGAGGAGAUCAAAGCGGUCAAAAUUAUACACCAGGCGCUCCAGGCCAAUCCCCUUUCCUAUCCCCUCCUCCACUCCCAAGUCGACUUUCUCCUGGCAAAGCGGAAACCAGACUGGGCACGCCAAGUCGCGCAACAAGCCGUCAACGCCGCUCCGUCCGAGUUUGUCACUUGGGCCAAGUUGACGCAAACCUACAUCGACCUCGGCCAAUUCGACGCCGCCCUCCUCACCCUCAACUCGUGUCCCAUGUUUACCUUUAACGAACGCGACUUGCAUCGUAUGCCUACGCCAGCGCGGACCCACCUGCCAGUCAAAAAGUUCAUCGCCGACUCGGGUAUACUGGACGAGGAGUCGGCACGGGAUAACGAGGCGGAUGUGGCCCUAUUACGUCUCCCGGCGCCGGGAUUGAGGGGGACCUUUGCCAAAGCGUAUUCCCUCUUGACGCUCCUGGUGUCCAAGAUAGGAUGGGAUGAGCUGCUCAAGACCCGGUCGGUGGUCUUUGUCAUGGAGGAGGAGUAUCGGGCGCACAAGCAUACGGCUUCGGUCGACGAUACCGUCCAGGCGCGGUCGGCUACGCCGUCUGAUAUUCCUACUAUAAGGAUAUCCUCGGAAUCAAAUCGUACCCCCAACGUCGUACCGGUCCCACUGGAGAAGCCAGAGACGUCGCAGGGUGAGGUGGAAGCGGGAGACGAUGGGGACGGAAUUUCGGCAUUCUCCAAUAAGCGAUUAUGCGAAAGAUGGCUGGAUAAUCUGUUUUUGGUCUUGUACGAGGAUUUGCGUGUGUACACUAUCUGGCGGGCGGAAAUAUCGCACUUUAAAACCCAACACAUGUCGUAUAAGAAGACCGGCACCGAGUGGGAAAUCCUCGGUGAACUCGCUCUGCGGCUGCACCACAAGGAGGAAGCCAAGGACGCCUUUCAGCGCUGCCUGGAUGCCAAAUUCAGCGCCAAAGCCCUCCUCAAGCUGCUCGAGAUGUACGCCAACGAAGGGGACCUGCAGCGAACGCUCAACGUCGCCAUCCGGCUCACCGCCUACCAUCAUCGGUGGUACAUGGACUCGGCUUAUCCCUCCAUGGUGGCGCACUAUCUAUACAAGAUGGGAAUGGUCCAUGGCCACUCCAAGAUUAGGUAUACGCUCUUGAGUAUGAAUCUACCGGAAGGCAUCUUUGACAUCAUGCAGGGGUACCUGAAUUAUGCGUCGACGUUUGGCGUAGAAGGGUCGGACUUUUAG